Messenger RNA from Trichomycterus rosablanca, 1953 nucleotides. RefSeq names its product transcription factor atoh8-like. The transcript has 3 exons. Gene Ontology annotation, molecular function: protein dimerization activity; DNA-binding transcription factor activity, RNA polymerase II-specific; E-box binding. NCBI's taxonomy places the organism in Eukaryota, Metazoa, Chordata, Actinopteri, Siluriformes, Trichomycteridae. Gene Ontology annotation, cellular component: nucleus. The record is from RefSeq and is a predicted model, not a curated record. Gene Ontology annotation, biological process: sensory organ development; axon development; positive regulation of transcription by RNA polymerase II. The coding region runs from base 148 to 993 and encodes 281 amino acids.
AGAUGAGCUGUUGCACAGGCAAUGAUUCCUUGAUUUUCGGAGCUUCGGAAACAACUGCAAACCGCAGCUUUCGCACGACCCUAAUUUUCUUACUUCUUGACGCCGGCACUAGUACACUUUAAAGACAAAUAAACGUGGACAUCAAAGAUGAAGAUUCUUCAUGUAACCUCAAACUACAGUAAUUCAACAGACGCAUGCAAAAAUUUUAAACGAAAAGCUCGGCGUCGUCUUAAACUUUUGAGCGAGGAAAAGGGCAUUCGCGACUCUAAAAAUAUUGUCGACUCGUUGGGACUUUUUGUGGAUGCAGUUUAUGAAAAUGGGCGAGAAAAACAACUUCAGCCUUUUGAUUCAACUGCAUCGCGUGGAGAACACAGACGAAAUUCGGACAUAGUUAAUACUAUUGAUACAAAAACACAUAGCAUGUCGACAUUUCCUGGCAGUAUCGCGAAAAUACAGGCACAGUCCAUUUUGGGGGCAACAGUUAAAGCCAGCGACACAACAUCGUUACAGGCUACAAUCUUUGACAAUCAACAAGGGUUUCCAAAAAUUUAUUCGCCGCAGUCUUGUAGUGGGUUGUGCAAACGUUCAGAAAAGUCAUUUUCCUCGAGCUCUCAGGUACCAUACAUCAGUAACAAUGCUGAACCGACAGACUCAUCUAGGAAACGACUGGGAGAGACGUCUGGAAUCGUCAAUGAGAUCAAAGCAGUUCAACAGACACGAAGACUGUUGGCCAAUGCUCGUGAACGGACCCGGGUGCACACGAUUAGUGCAGCUUUUGAAGCUCUGCGAAAGCAGGUGCCUUGUUAUUCCUAUGGGCAGAAGCUCUCAAAGCUGGCUAUAUUAAGAAUUGCAUGCAACUAUAUUCUGUCCCUGGCUCAACUUGCAGAUCUGGAUUAUUCACCAGACCACAGCAACAUAAGCUUCAAAGAGUGUGUUGAGCAGUGCACCAGAACCCUCCAGGCUGAGGGGCGCUCCAAGAAACGAAAGGAGUGAAGACUGCCUUUGACAAAAGAAGACUUUCAAAUAAUUUCAUUAUUAUUAAAGCAAUGAUUUUUAUGUAAACACUAAUUACAUUUUAUUAAAAGUAUUAGAGCAAGCUUUCAAAUCUUGUCAAAGCAGCAUGCUGUACCGUUACUUAAAAUAAGGCUUUUAGAAGUAAUUCUGCAUAGAUCAGAUUUGGUUAAACCUUCUUAAGAAUAUAAAAAAAACACCCAAAAUACUAUUAUAGUUUUUAAAAUUUUAUCAUUUUAAAUAUUGUAAUGUUCAUUAUUUCAGACUUCAGACAUUGCUGUGUACAUUGCAAAAUGAAGAGUAAAUUGCAAUAUAUUGUUUUAAGGUGUGCUUUAAAGUGUAUGCUUUUAAUGCAUUCAAUUAUAUCUUUUUGCAUUUGCCUUUUGACUUUUAAGUUAAUAUACUGUAAGGUGUUUAUUGUAUGUUUAAUGCAUAGAGAAAACUCAUCUAGAACAUUUAGCUUCUAUUCAUAAAUAAAUAAUUAUUAAUGAAAUAGUUUGGUAAAAAAUAUAUUAUGUGAAUACAUUUGUGAUUAUGCUUAAAAUCAAAUGUGUACCCAACACUAUAACAAUCUGACAGGCUGGAUUUAAACAUAUACAAAUCUGGGCAUUUAUACCUGUUUGUUCAUUUUGUGUUGGAAAGUAAAGGGUUGGACUAAAAAAGCCUGCCCUCUGCUGGCAGUAGAAUAAACGGGGACAGUCUGUACGUGACAAAGGUCCAGAGCAAUUCAAUUCAAUGUGAGACCAAUUUUAAAUGACAGUAAAAAUGACCAGUCACAUCUUCCCUUUAAAUGGUCAGGGCAGGCUAUGUAUAGAAUAUUCUAUCAACUUUUCCUAGUUAUUUUGCCUUUGUUCAAACUUUUUGAAAGUGUUCUGCAGGCAUUCAAUGAAGACAUUGAAAAUCUUUCUUUCUGUCAGUUAAAUAAAUAUUCACACAAAAUUA